AUGAAUCCAUUCCACGAAGGUGUACGAGGGUUUAGUAACCAGGAGACUGGUAGUGUAAACCAACCGCCAAGUCUCCAAGCAUACAAUCGUGAUGAUCAAACAUUUCUAGACCGACUGGGUCCUAUUGGCAAGAGAGUUUUAGGUCUUGUCUUGUCGGUAGUGUCUGGAGUAUUUUAUGGACUGAUGUUUGUACCUGCUAUUUAUAUAAAAGACACAAGACCCUGUGCCAGCCAAAACUCUUUGGAUUACAUAUUUGCUCAUUUCUGUGGUAUCUACCUCGCCAGCACGUUUUAUUUCCUGCUGUACUGUGCUGUGAACAAGAACCAGCCCAAGAUUUAUCCAAAGGUCGUAUUGCCGGGCAUGGGGUCUGGGGUCAUGUUGGCUGUUGCCACGACGUUAUGGUUCAUUACCAACAGCAUCCUGUCGGAACCUGUGGCGUUCCCCAUCAUCACCACAGUACCCGGGGCCAUCGCCUCGCUCUUCUGGGGAGUCCUGGUUUUCAAAGAGAUUCAAGUAAGUGGCUUGUGUGUGUUUUGGUAUAAUUACAUCGUUUCUCUCUUCUGGGGAGUAUUGGUUUUCAAAGAGAUUCGGUAA
Molecule: messenger RNA, 594 nt
Organism: Gigantopelta aegis
Lineage: Eukaryota; Metazoa; Mollusca; Gastropoda; Neomphalida; Peltospiridae
Product: transmembrane protein 144-like
Exons: 4
Coding region: 1-594 (197 amino acids)
Biological process (GO): carbohydrate transmembrane transport
Cellular component (GO): membrane
Molecular function (GO): carbohydrate transmembrane transporter activity
Source: RefSeq, a predicted model, not a curated record